Molecule: messenger RNA, 2131 nt
Organism: Thamnophis sirtalis
Lineage: Eukaryota; Metazoa; Chordata; Lepidosauria; Squamata; Natricidae
Gene: KCTD16
Product: potassium channel tetramerization domain containing 16
Biological process (GO): protein homooligomerization; regulation of G protein-coupled receptor signaling pathway
Cellular component (GO): signaling receptor complex; presynaptic membrane; postsynaptic membrane
Molecular function (GO): protein binding
Source: RefSeq, a predicted model, not a curated record
UCAGCAACUAGAGCAGCAGCUUAAGGUAGUGAAAGCACCAGGAGCAGCUUCCCUGGGCAGCCUUUUCAAACCUGCUGCAGGCUUGCACUCUCAGCCUAGCUGAGGACAUGAGAAGCUCUCUGUGGAGAGUGAUGGAGAAAGGGACUGCUCUGGGAUGGAGCUCCUGAAAGAUGCCUGGGGACUCCUCAGCAUCUGGGCUUUCUGCAAGUCAUCAAAACCAAAUCCCCUCCCCUCCUAAAGGAUCCUGACUUUGGGAUUUAUGUUGUUUUGCCUGUUCUGCCUCGUCUCCUGCUACACGGCUCUAUUUCUCUUCCGUGCCUAUUCCUGGUUAACUUUUGCAUGUGUGGGUUUAACUCUUAACUUCUGCCUGGAUCUUGCCAAAUGGACUCAGCUUAUCUUCUCUGAGCCUUUUCCCUCUUUGGAUUUGCUGCUUCUCGAGUUGCAACCUACCACAACCAUGAUGUUGCUCCUGGAGCUGCUUAGAAAAUGUUGUUGCUUCCUCUCAGAAGAACUGCAUGCAGCAGCGUGACCAAGGCUUGUGAAUAACAGGGAUCUUGGGUUGAUCAUACUGUUUUGGGCUUUAGUGGAAGAUUAUUUGAUUGCAUCUUGUGACCUGAACUUUCUUCAUCCACCAGUUUUUUAUGACCAUCCUUUCUAGAAAAACUGGAAAAAAAAACACCCCACUUCCACAUCUUCCUUUCCAUUUUUCCCUCCCUCCCAUCCCACAGAUCCCAGGCUCCUUAAAUGUUAGGAGAUCCUUGGGGGAACGGAUCUCGACGCCUUGUUGAGACCUUGGGUGUCAGUGGGAGCUCUGCUAUAACUUUUGGUUGUUUGGUUUGAAAGUACCAUGGCCUUGAGUGGAAACUGCAGGACUUACCUCCCUCCUAGAGAACAAGCAACUGCUGCACAUCCUUUCCCAGAGGUGAUAGAACUGAAUGUGGGGGGCCAGGUUUACUUCACUCGUCUCUCCACGUUAACAGGCCUUCCUCAAUCCCUGCUUUGGAAAAUGUUCACCUCCAAAAAAGAAACAGCCAAUGACCUGGCCAAAGAUUCCAAAGGAAGGAUUUUCAUUGAUCGCGAUGGCUUCCUAUUCCGUUACAUUCUGGACUAUCUCAGGGACAAGCAGGUGGUCCUGCCCGACCAUUUUCCAGAGCGAGGAAGGCUCAAGAGGGAAGCCGAGUACUUUCAGCUCCCAGAUUUGGUCAAACUUCUGACGCCCGAUGAGAUCAAGCAAAGCCCUGACGAUUAUUGCCAUAGUGACUAUGAGGAGGUUUCCCAAAGCAGUGACCCAAGAAUAUGUGCCCCUUCAUCUCUCAUGGCCUCGGAUAGAAAGUGGGGCUUCAUUACCAUUGGCUACAGAGGUUCAUGCCCCAUGGGCAGAGAGACCCAAGCAGAUGCCAAAUUCAGAAGAGUCCCGAGGAUUUUGGUUUGUGGCAGGAUUGCUCUAGUCAAAGAAGUUUUUGGAGAAAGUUUGAAUGAAAGCAGAGACCCAGACCGAGCUCCCGAUAGAUACACUUCUAGGUUCUACCUGAAGUUCAGGCACCUGGAACGGGCUUUUGAUAUGUUGUCAGAAUGUGGCUUCCACAUGGUAACCUGCAAUUCCUCUGUGACGGCUUCUUUUGUCAAUCAGUACACUGAUGAUAAAGUGUGGUCCAGCUACACAGAAUAUGUCUUUUAUCGUGAACCAUCACGAUGGUCAUCAUCACACUGUGACUGCUGUUGCAAAAAUGGCAAAGGUGAUAAAGAAGGCGAAAGUGGCACAUCCUGCAAUGAACUCUCCACCUCUAGCUGUGACAGCCAAUCAGAAGCCAGCUCCCCUCAAGAGACUGUCAUCUGUGGCCCAGUCACUCGCCAAUCCAAUAUACAGACUCUGGAUCGACCAAUCAAGAAAGGUCCUGUGCAGCUCCUUCAGCAGUCUGAAAUCCGGAGAAAAAGUGACUUGCUCCGAACUCUAACUUCUGGCUCUAGAGAAUCCAACUCUAGCAAAAAAAAAGCAGCAAAAGAAAAGCUCUCAAUUGAGGAAGAAUUAGAAAAAUGCAUCCAGGAUUUUCUCAAAAUCAAAAUCCCAGACAGGUUUCCAGAACGAAAACAUCCCUGGCAAUCUGAACUUUUACGAAAAUAUCAUCUAUAG